Euleptes europaea (tarantolino) is the source of this 1338-nucleotide messenger RNA. It is a transcript of the gene HDHD5, whose product is annotated as haloacid dehalogenase like hydrolase domain containing 5. The transcript is spliced from 8 exons. The coding region runs from base 1 to 1338 and encodes 445 amino acids. Gene Ontology annotation, biological process: glycerophospholipid biosynthetic process. The record is from RefSeq and is a predicted model, not a curated record. Gene Ontology annotation, cellular component: mitochondrion. Lineage: Eukaryota; Metazoa; Chordata; Lepidosauria; Squamata; Sphaerodactylidae.
AUGGCUGUGCGCCGCCUGCUCAAUGAGAGCAAGAGAGCCGCGCUCGGGAGGUGGCCGCCGGCGCUCGGGGGACCUGGAGGGGCUGACCUGCGACGCCCCCUCGGGGUUGGCAGCAGCAGCUGCAGCAGCCGCAGCCCCACGUGGGGGAGAGCCUCUGGGGCCACCCAGACUUCCUCUCCCACCUUUGGAUUCAUCUUUGACAUUGAUGGAGUGGUUCUCCGUGGCCGGUAUGUGAUUCCUGCUGCCAAGAAAGCCUUCCAGAAACUCACAGAUUCCGCGGGCCAGUUCUGCGUGCCAGUUGCAUUUGUAACCAAUGCUGGGAACUGCUCUCGUGAUGGCAAGGCGGAAGAGCUGUCUAAUGCUCUGGGAUUUAAGAUUUCUCCUGAACGGGUGAUCCUCUGUCACAGCCCGUUGCGCCUCUUCCACAAGUUCCAUGACAAGCGCAUGCUGGUGUCUGGCCAGGGCCCUCUGGCACAGAAUGCCAGGGACCUGGGAUUCCAGCACAUUGUUACUAUUGAAGAUGUAAGGAAGGCAUUUCCUUUGCUUGAUAUGGUUGAUGUAAACCGAAGGCCAAAAGAGCUGCCUCCGCCAACCACUGAUUUCCCUACCAUAGAGGGGGUAAUUCUGUUUGGGGAGCCAGUCCGGUGGGAAGCAAGCCUGCAGUUGAUUAUUGAUGUGCUCCUCAGCAAUGGGAAUCCGGGGGUUGAGCUUGCUACUGUGCCGUACCCACAUCUGCCUAUCCUGGCCUGCAACAUGGAUCUCUUGUGGAUGGCGGAAGCCAGCAUGCCAAGAUUUGGCCAUGGCACUUUCCUUCUGUGCCUGGAGGGCAUCUACAAGAAAAUGACGGGCAAGGAGCUGAAGUACGAGGCCCUGAUUGGCAAACCCAGCACGGUCACUUACCGCUAUGCCGAACACAUUAUCAAACAGCAGAUGGAGAGUCGCGGUUGGAUGUCCCCUCUGCGCAAUCUGUAUGCUAUUGGGGACAACCCAAUGACUGAUAUUUACGGCGCAAACCUCUACAAUCGUUACCUCCAAGCUGAGGUGGAAGUAAACGUUACUGCGAUGGCCGCCAGCACCCAGGGUGAGGGACGCCCCGAGGUGAAGAAAGGCUCUGACCCCUCCCUCGGCUGCAUGCGAAGCUGUCAUUCUGUCCUGGUCUGCACAGGGGUCUACAGUCACAUGCCUGCCGAUUGUAACGAGAGCACGACAGAGGAGGUAUUCCACGGGCAUCGGAACUUCCGUUUUGACUCCAGCCUGGUGGAAGCUUCUCACGUUGUGCGUGAUGCGUACGACGCAGUAGAACUGGUCUUUCAGAAAGAGAACUGGAAAAGGGAGUGA